Messenger RNA from Rhinopithecus roxellana (golden snub-nosed monkey), 1655 nucleotides. RefSeq names its product centromere protein N (gene CENPN). The record is from RefSeq and is a predicted model, not a curated record. Gene Ontology annotation, biological process: chromosome segregation; CENP-A containing chromatin assembly. NCBI's taxonomy places the organism in Eukaryota, Metazoa, Chordata, Mammalia, Primates, Cercopithecidae. The transcript has 11 exons. Bases 125 to 1087 code for a protein of 320 amino acids.
GCUUGCGCUCCGCUGGGCGGGGCUUGGAGGCGGCGGGAACUGCAAUUGGUGGCUUUGAAGGCGCGGCGGGCGGGAACAGCUGCCGAAGAGGGAGACUGAAGGAGAUGUGGGCCGCGCCAAAGAGAUGGAUGAGACUGUUGCUGAGUUCAUCAAGAGGACCAUCUUGAAAAUCCCCAUGAAUGAACUGACAACAAUCCUGAAGGCUUGGGAUUUUUUGUCUGAAAAUCAACUGCAGACUGUAAAUUUCCGGCAGAGAAAGGAAUCUGUAGUUCAGCACUUGAUCCGUCUGUGUGAGGAAAAGCGUGCAAGUCUCAAUGACGCUGCCCUGUUAGACAUCGUUUAUACGCAAUUUCAUCAGCACCAGAAAGUUUGGGAUGUUUUUCAGAUGAGUAAAGGACCAGGUGAAGAUGUUGACCUUUUUGAUAUGAAACAAUUCAAAAAUGCAUUUAAGAAAAUUCUUCAGAGAGCGUUAAAAAAUGUGACAGUCAGCUUCAGAGAAACUGAGGAGAAUGCAAUCUGGAUUCGAAUCGCCUGGGGAACUCAGUACACAAAGCCAAACCAGUACAAACCUACCUAUGUGGUAUACUACUCCCAGACUCCGUACGCCUUCAAGUCCUCCUCCACGCUGAGGCGCAAUACACCGCUUCUGGGUCAGGCGCUGACAAUUGCUAGCAAACACCAUCAGAUUGUGAAAAUGGACCUGAGAAGUCGGUAUCUGGACUCUCUUAAGGCUAUUGUUUUUAAACAGUAUAAUCAGACCUUUGAAACUCACAACUCUACAACACCUCUACAGGAAAGAAGCCUUGGACUGGAUAUAAAUAUGGAUUCAAGGAUCAUACAUGAAAACAAAGUAGAAAAAGAGAGAGUCCAACGAAUAACUCAAGAAACAUUUGGAGAUUAUUCUCAACCACAACUAGAAUUUGCACAAUAUAAGCUUGAAACGAAAUUCAAAAGUGAUUUAAAUGGGAGCAUCUUGGCUGAGAGGGAAGAACCCCUCCGAUGCCUAAUAAAGUUCUCUAGCCCACAUCUUCUGGAAGCAUUGAAAUCCUUAGCACCAGCCGGGAAAUGUCAGACUAAAGAAUACUGAAGCACAGAAAAUGAUGGUACUUGGGCAUGCUGGGUGCUUUUGAAAAUGGAAAGGCCUGAGAAACAAGCCUGAGAGUCAAGGUCCCUCUAACCUUGUCUUAUUCUUGUCUCAACCAAGGAAUGUCCCUCUGGAAUUUCCCUGCCUGACUAAGAAAGCUUCUUACUAAAAGAAACACAGUUGCAUUCUAUUCUGUCCUUCAAAUCUCAUUAUCUAUCAAAGAGAUGAAGACUGAGCCACACAUGGAUGGACCUCUUCAUAAGGCCUGCCCUUCAGGCUCAUUCAGAUUCCAAAGAGAAUCAUUUACAAGUUAAUUUCUGUCUCCCUAGUCCUUUUAUUCCUCCUGAUAAUAAUUUACUGCUCCUCAAAAGAAUUAUACACAUUCCCCAUCUCCUUAUUCGCCUAUGAAAAAGGGUAUAUAAACAUCCAUACCCCAUUGGGUGUUGGGGGAUAAUCACUCUGUAAUUUCUCCCUUCCCCCCGCCAGGCACAUUAAUAAAACUUGUAUGCCUUUUCUCCUAUUAAUCCAUCUUUUAUCAGUUGAUUUUCAGUGUAUUUUUUUAGCACUUUUU